ACGUCACUUCUAGCCAAUCAACAAUCUCUAAAUUAGAAUGUCAAAAUGGCGGCUCAGACGAAGUGAAGUACUAAAUCAAGUUCAAAGCGCGUUCAAAGCAUGAACAGAUGCAAUUCAAGCCGAAGUCCUUUAAAGCAAGCCAAAUGUGGCGUAUGGAUGGAUGAAGAAGAAUGGAUUCCAGCUGAUCUAUCAUUGAUGUAGCACCAUGGCCCAAACAAGUAGUGAUGAGGAUUUGUUGCUGAAGAAUGUGGCAGAACUGCGCCGGAAGCUCAUCCGAACUGAACAAAACUUACAACUUCUUCAAACACCAAGGCGGGAUCAUAGGUACUUGGAUGACUUUGAGUAUGAUGUGGUUCCAGAAGAAGAUGAGCAGUUACCAGCGUUGACCCUUGAUGACCUGACCCCUGACCGUGUGACCUCAUCGACGUCCCUGAGGUCAGAGCAGAGUGAAUACAGCAGAAAGAGUUCUAGAGUAUCCCAUGUCUCCACCUCUAAGCAGAGCAGGAAAUCAAAGUAUGAAAGUGGCCAGGACCUUUCAGCCCAUUCCUCCACCUCUUCUCUACUGGAUGGAACUGCUCUUGAUCCAGACACUGCAGAGAACCGCCAUCUUCGCAAGAAGCUCAAGGCACUGCGGGAGGAGAACAGCAACCUGGUGGGAGAGAACCACAGUCUGCAGAACCAGAUAGAAAGCUCCCAGUAUGAACUCAGACUAACUAAAGGACAGCUGAAGAUGCUAGGCAUUGAGAUUGAUGGAAGUAGAUCAUCCAUUGCAAGCCUCAGGAAGAAAUGUGAAUCACUCAAGACAGAGCUCAAGGUUAAUGGGUCAGCACUCAGGAUAGCAGAGAAGAGCCUUGAUGAGAGUGGGAGGCAGCUAUCAGACAAGGAGUCUCUCAUUCAGAGUCAUCGUCAAGAAGUGAAGAAGAUGCGCUCAGAGCUUCAAGAAGAACAAAAAUUGAGAGACAGGAUGGAAAUGCAGAGAGAUGAAACUGCAAGAAAACUAGAAGAAUUGAAUGAACAGCUUGAUAAUUACAGAUUCGACACUCAGGAUCAACUAAGAAUGCUAGCAGCUUCUGAAGAGCACCUGAGGGGUAGUCUAGAACACUGUGAUCGUGAGAGGGAAGAGCUUCUUGAGAGGGCUACGUCACUGGAGGAAGACUUACAGGAUGCAAGGGAUGAGAUCAGAACACUGAGGGAGUCCGCCAAUUUGCUGAGCCAGACAGAGACUGCCCUCCAAGGCUCCAGGCAUGAGGCCCAGGAGCAUGUUAGCAGGAUCCACGACCUGGAGACAGCACUCCUCACCAGGGAUAGGGAGAACCAGGAGCUCACCGACCUUACCUCAAGGCAGAGCGAACGUCUAGCAGAGUGUCAGAGAGACAUUGAGAAGAGCCGUGAACAGCUGCAGAAGCUUGAAGGAAUGGUUGCUAGAAGUGCUGCAAGAGAAAGUGUCAAAGGGAGAAGCUCUACACAUCUCACACAAUCUUCUGGCCCCACUAGAGAUUCAGGUUUUGAAACCGAUAUGGAAUUAUUGUCAACCACCAGCCAAACUGUAGUAUCCGAGCUCAGGUAUCAGCUAGCGGUGAAGGAUGUGGAGAUCCAGCAACUCAGGUCAUCUCAGUUCCCUGAUCACCAACCCAGCCUGUCUUCCCUUCAGGAUGGGAGUAACAGUAGAAGUCCAACCAGUCUCAGGGCACAGCUGGCAGUAUUAAUGGAAAAAAGCAAGUUGGAGGAAAGGAAGGCACUUGAACUAGAGAAGGUGAUUGGCUGCCUGAAAUCAGAAGCCAGCAAAAUGAGCAAUGAGAACAGCCGUCUGAAGCAGAAGCUGGCCGAUUCGGAAUCCGGCAGAUCGUCUCUUGAAUCGGGCAUGAUGCUUAGGGAUGAUCAGCUCACGCACCUCCAUGGGGAGAUUCGAGAGAAAACUAGUGAUGUUAUCAAAUUGGAGAAAGAGCUGAAGAAGGCAAAGGGGAAGAUGUCUGCAUUGGAGGCACAGCUGGAAGAUAAGACUUCAACCUUCUCGGUCCAUGUCGCUAACAUUGAACAGCUACAGCGGACCCUUGAUGUGACAUCAACACAGCUAGCUGACACCAAAAAUGAACUGUUGAAGAAAGCAUCUUCGGAUGAGAUACAUUCCUCUCGCCUUGAAGAGAUCAAGAGAAUGAAUAGAGAGCAGUGUCAAGAUCUACAUCAUCAACUUGAUCUGAUGCAUCAAAAGAUGGAACAGCAAUCACAUGAAAUGGUCUCCUUACAAGGAGAUCGAACAAAACUACAGAGGGAGGCAAACCAGAAGAAAGAACAGCUGACAAAAUUCAAGAACGACCUAGCCGAGAGUCAGAAGGAGUUAGUCAACAAAGAUGUUGAGAAUCAGAAGCUAUGGAACACCCUUCAGAGCAGGGCCGAUGAGGGUACCCUUAGACUGGCCCAGAUGGAGUCUGCACUGGAAGUUUGUAAGCAAGAACUCAAUAUGUAUAUAACACAGCUGGAAGAUGUCAACACAAAACACCACCAAGAGAGGGCACUAAAGGAUAGAGAGAUUACAGAUCUUGAAGAUAGGUGGAAGAAGGCUACUGUAGAGACCGAGGAGCGAGGGAUCAAAGUAGCAGAUCUUGAGCAAUCCUUGAGAGAAAGACAACAGAUGUUACAGCAGAGCACAGAGAGAAUAGCUGAGCUUGAAGAUAAAGAGGCGCAUCUAGAACAACAGGUUUCUACUCUGUCCAAGGAGUUGAGCUUGUUGAGGUCAACGGCCACUCAAGAGGCUCAGGCCUUGGAAAAGAAGCUGCAUCAAGCCUGCUUGGAUCUAGAGGAGAGAACCAAACAACUGAGACAGUAUCAUCAAGAACUUGGCUCUUCCCAGUCUGAGCUGGUGCUGUCAAGGAGCAAGGUGGCUGACCUGGAGGAGAAACUCAAAGACACCCGGCAAGAUGGAGAUAACCAGGCAGAGAAGACUACUCAGCUGGAAAAAGAGCUCCAUGCCAACAAGCUCCAGUUAGAAGAAGCACAGAGCACAGUGAAAGAACUGGAGGAGGUUCUUGAGAGGACCAAGGAAGAGUCCAAGACAUCCAAGGAGCGCUGCCGUCACCUGGACACCGAGCUCCAGCAAGCCCAGGAGGAUCUUAGAGCUGCUGCCACCCAGCUAGGGGAGCUCCAUAGACUCCUCCAGAGGAGCAAGGCAGAGAAUAAACACAAGCAGGAGAGAGUGGAGGAGCUCAAUGAGUCUCUCAGGAAAAGUCAAGAUGAUAUGAGAAGUAAGGAACGUGACAUGGCUGAAAUAGAUCUAGCAUUAAGAACAAGUCAGAGAGAGCUUCUGCAGAGAUCUGCUCAGGUGAGUCAGCUUGAUGUGACUGUGAAGGAGAGACAGAGUGAGAUGGAGAGACAGAUCCUAGAGCUUGAAAGCACUCUCAACAAAACACAAUAUCAACUUAAACAGACCAAACAACAGGUCACUGAACAAGAAAAUGAACUGGAGAAGCAAUCAGAUGAGAACCAUAAGAAGAUGCUUUUGAUCCAGGACCUAGAACAGUCAUUGCAAAGACAGUCGGAUGAAAUCACACUCAAAGCCACUACUAUCAAGGAAAUUGAGAAAAGAGUUGAAGAUCUAAUCCAUGAUCUGCAGGGGAGUAAGAAGGAAUACCUAGACCAGGGACAGGAGCUUAGGCUAAGCAGAGAACAAACCCAGCAAGCUCACGUCAACAUCACUGAGCUGCGGAGAGAGCUAGCCCAAGCACAAAGAAAUCAGGACAACCUAACUAGUGAGUUACAGGAUGCAUUGGAGAUGUGCCAUAGGAAAGAUGAGGAUCUAGGAAGACUAGCCGAGGAAGUGGGAGCUACCAGAGCCCAGGAGCUGGCCCUUCAGGCUCAGUACACUGCAGAACUCCAGCAGAUUGCCAAGCUGAGAGAUGCCGAGGUCGAGCAGAAGGAAGAUGAGGUCAGCCAGCUACAGCAGAGCCAUGUGAGUCUCCUUGCCUCCAGAGACCAGCUAGACUCAUCCCACAGGCUCCAGAUUGCUCAACUCAAGGAAGCCGAACAGGUAGCCAGUCAGGCCCUGCAGGAAACCACCAAACAAGUGGCUGGCUUGGAGGCUGAUCUAGCAGCAUCCAGGGAAGUUAUCAAUGCUUCCAAUGAAGCCAUGGUUAUAAAGGAAUCAGAGAUAGCACGUCUUAAGGCCAAGUUGUCUGGCUACGAGAGGGCCAUGUUUGGCUCUCAUGGCAUGCUGGACACCCAUCCCCAAGAGAACACAUCUCGGAGGAUAUCAUCCUUACCUUCCAGCCCCUACACCUCCCCAUCCACCAGCUAUGUAAGGGUAAGCCACACAUCCAGCCAUCUAUCGCCACCUGUCAGCUACUAUAUGUAUGAAGGAAGCCCUGGGAGACUGAGCUAUGAGUUCCUGGAUCCUGAAAGACCAUCUCUUGAUGCACAGAGACGAAAGGAUACGGACGAAGGGAAGAGACUGGUGGAUGUUGAGUAUGCAGCAUCGGUCUCUCCUGGACAGAGGGAUUCUGUAGAUGUGUUAUUUACUAAUGACCUAUCAACAUCUCAAAGGAGAGCAAAUACCAUAAACAUAGCUCAGACGAACAAUAGUGGAAGGACUGAAGAGAGUCGCAGCGAAUCUCAGGUUGAACUGUUGAAAUGGAGUUCCAAGACAGUCAACCAUGUUAAGCGCAUGGAACAGCAUGAUGCUGUUUCUGAGACGACAGAACGUAACUCGGUCAUAUCAGGAAUAGAGAAUCUACCUGAAAAUGGCCAGGAUGUCGAAGAACCCGGAACAUUCCAGGCGAUGCUGGACUUUGUCAACCGACAGAUUGUAGCGGAAACUGCCACCACGCAGCCGGACAAUGCCAGGGAUGAGAAUUGGUUGAACCUUGAGGAUUUUUCUGAUGGUAACAUCCUUGUCAUGUCCAGCCACAGCAGCACUGCAUCAACUGAGCCUGCUGGAUCCUUCUCUCCUCCCAUUCCCCUCCAGCAUGCCAACAGCUUACCAUCAUCUCACCCUGCCCCUCUCUCGCCAAAGUCCCCCCGCAGGAAAAGUGGAAUACCCCUCAGAAAGACCUCUCCAAUCCGAAGAGCUCUCUUCUCCAAAGGGGGAAGUACUCAGACUGUUACUGGGAAGAAGAACAAAGGGAGGAAAGCACAGCAGUCAAAAUCUCCCAAACUUCCUGAAAGAGAAAAGAGUUCCACAGAGACCACACCCCUGAAGCAGAGGCUAGCCAAUCAGAGGGCUAAACUUGCAUCACAAGGCAAGGCACAAUCCAAAAGCACCAACCAACAACUCAAGCCUAGCGAAUGUAUUGCUGAUUUACAAGCCAAACUGAUAGCCACCAAUGCCCGUAGGCAGAAGAUUGAUGAAGAACUAUUUGGUGUCAAAUCUUUGGAUGAGUAAUCCAAGUUCACCAACUAGAACAGUUCUUAAUUUCUGCACAAUUUUUUGUGAUAACCACGCAUGAUCAUAUUGCAUGUACACUGUAUGAAUGCAUACUUCUAUAGGAUAUGUUGCAUGAACCUCCACUGUUUUCAACUCGCAUUUUAUUCCCGAAAAUCAAUCCUAACAAAUUAUUUCACAUUUGCAGUUGGUCUCAAUGUUGCUCCUUUAAUCAGAAAGUAAUUUUUCUUAUUUUCUGGCAAAUUGAUUUAUUGCUUAUUCGUUAUUAAUAUAUUUCCUAUCGAUUGCAGAUGAGUUGCUUGUAACACACCUUCUAAGUGGUCAUUGCAAAAAACUUACAUUAAAUUGCAAAUCAAGCAUGAUGGGGAAUUGCAAGAAAGUUGAGUUGCAAUUGAAGCUAAAUCAACUACAAAUUUGCAAUCAGAGGACUUUUGCUUGUAUUUUGGUAUGACGCUUGAUUUAGGAUUGAGCGUCAGUUUCUUGCCCUGCCCCAUUAGUAAUGCAAUUUAAUCUGUUACAAAUAUCACAUAGUUCAUUUGGGAUGAAUAAGUUGAACAUAAUGAUCUCUCUCUGUAUUGUUACGUUUGUACCUAUGUUGAUGGAUGGGUUUGUGGCUGAUGAAUUAAUAAUACCGAAGUGCCUUUAUUCACCUACCUAUCUUUGUCUGUUUGGGUACAACAAUAGAUAAGCCUGCAUUCUAUAGGACUAUGGUUUUCUAACUUGCCUUAUAAAGUGACUUUGUCUGAUGAUAUUAUUGAAUGUUGAGAGGUUGAAAUGCUAUAAUUGAAGCAUAUUAAGAUAUUUGUAAAAGGAAUUCUCUAAUUCAGCGCUUCUCAACCUUUUUUUACUGAAGGACCACUUUGACUCUCAGAUUUUUUUCGAGGCCCACCAACAGAGCUGCCAAGUAGUACGAUUUUUCCGUAUUUAGUACGUUUUUGCAACCAAAAUAUGGCAGUACGUUUUUUCUUUAAAAAAUACGUUUUUUGUAUUUAAGAAAAAAAUAAUAAUAAUAAUUCCGAAGGUUCGUAAUUCCGAAACACGUAAAUUGCUUAUACCUCGAUGUUCGUUAAUCCGAAAAAGGCAAAAGGGUUCGUUAAUCUGAACAUUUGUGGCGUUAUUCCGAAGGUUCGAUAAUCCGUAAACUAAAUAAGGUAAGAUGUUCCAAUGGUUCGUUAAUCUGAAAACGAAAUAAGGCUCGUUAAUCAUUAGUUUUCGGACUAACGAACCUUCGGAAUUACGAACCUCAUUUCGUUUUCGAAUUAACGAACCUUCGGAAUUACGAACCUCACUUCGAUUUUGGAUUAACGAACCUUCGGAAUUACGAACCUCAUUUCGUUUUCGGACUAACGAACCUUCGGAAUUACGAACCUUCGGAGAUACGAACCUUCGGAAUAACGAACCUUCGGAAUAUCCGAACCUUCGGAAUAACGAAGCUUCGGAAUUACGAAUGUAUGCGGUGCACAUGUGCAUGUUUUGCAACUUGCAUGAUACCAAAGCGUGCUUUCGUUUUGUUUGACCCACGUAGACCGCUCGGACAGGUCUGUGAAAUAUACUACUAUUCUAUAGCAUUUCCCCAUAUUUUUUUCUUCCUCUGAAGCCUGUUGCGGCCCACCAGUGGGCCGCGGCCCAUUGGUUGAGAAGCGCUGCUCUAAUUGAUGACAUGAAAUAAUACAACCAUUCAUUGUUUAGGGCUUGAGCCCAAUAACCCAAACUUCAAAUGGGAUUUCUAUUCAUAAGAUGGCCUGAAUCAUCUUCCUCUGUGGACUUAAGUUAGUAUGAAAUAUGCAUUGGUGUAAUUAAAUGUGGAAGCCUAUGCAAUACAGUCUACAACUUCAAAGUCUGAAUGUUCUUAAAAUUCUGGGUUCCAUUUGAUAAAGACUUGUUAUAGUAACAAAUGUACAAUUUCUAUAACAAGUUUAAAAUCAGCCAAUCAAAUUGAAUGAUUUCAGUAACUUUCAACUGUUACUGCAAUUUUGUUAUUGUAACAGGUAUAUGAAACGGGCCACAGGUCUGUUUAUAGAGUUCCAUCUCCUUUUCAUGAUGUCCCAAUGUUUCAUAGACUAUUUCUCUUAGUGCACCAUCAGCUAAGGGUGUGUUUGAUGGCGUUUAUAGACACAGACAACAACAUUUUCCAGAGUUGCUGUGGGAUACAAUACAAUUCAAUUGCCGUGUCAUUGUUGGUAAAUACUCUACAAGUACAUCGUUGCAUCAAAUUAUAUUCUUCAUGAAUUAAUGACAAUAGUGUUAUUUUAUCAAAAUUUUCCAAAAUCAGAAUAUUCUGGGAGUGAUGAAAUCUAUUCUGAUUUAACCAAGUUGAUUUGCAUUAAUAAAUAAGAAUUAUGAUAAUGAGAGGGGUUAGGGAAAUAAACUCAACUUAUGAAACAAAGUGUCCACUGGUGUUACAUGUAGUUCGACUAAUUCAAGGUUUAUUGCCAUGUACUUUGUGUUUGUCAUUUCAUCCAUAUAUGCGUGCAGUUUGUAGAAAUAGAUUACGCAUAAUUAUUUUCUAAAAAAAAAAGAAAUAUCCAAAUGAAUCCAUUUCAACAACUCCGUCCCUGACUCAUCGAUACAUGACAUUUAUGCUGCCUUCGCCUAUGUUUAUUUUGGAAAGGUGCUGUGGUUUUUUAUCUUUCUACCAAACAUAAUCUAAUAGUCUCUUUAUAAGUGUGUUCUUAGAGAAGUAUUCUUCCCUUUCUCCCUUCCUGUCAAUUAGUAAGUGACCUUUUGAAUUAAAACAGCAAACAUAAUAUGGCAAAAGCUGUCUUUUAUAAGAAAAAUUAUUAUCAAUAAACUUGUAGUAGUUAAUUCAUUCUAUUUUCACACCUUACAAUGUUAAAUGUUGAAACAGAUGUUGUUAAUAUCUAUUCAUCUCACAUGUGAAGGCCACUGCACACCUUAUGACUGGUCAAUCCACGAUCUGAUUUUGGAACAUAUUGCAUUUUUCUCUUUUUCUUAAUGAAAGUACAGUAUAUCUUUAUCUGAGGUUCAAAUUAGCUGUAAGAACACUAAUAUGACAUUUUGGAAAUUGAAAGCAUUUAUUCUUGAGUAAAGCCCUAAUUCGUUUCAAGUCGUAACCAAUGGUAUGAUUGCUAUGACGUCAUUACAACUAGAUUUUCAAUUCACUUUUAUUCUAAUAAGGAUGGUAGCAUAGUCGCAGAUUUUAACAGUAGUAUUUGUACAAUAAUUUAGAACUUUACACAGUAAAAUGUUCCAUGACUCAAUAUUAGAUCAAAUUUUAUUACGUUUAAAUUUUUAUUCCAAAAUUGGAUCGCAGACCAAUCGUGAGGUGUGGGAUGAUUUUAUUUGAAUCACCAACUCUCACCUCCCCCCUUGUAUUUGGGCUAUUAACAUGCAACUAAAAGAUGAAUUAAUGAACAAGUAACACUCUGACUCAUGGUAAUCUUUGUAUAAGUAUAAGUUCAUUCAUUCAUUCAAUUAAAAUCAAUAGCAAUGUCCAAAGGUAGGAGAUUCUCUUCACUGUGUCCUAAAAUGAUACAUAGAAAAUUGGUAAAUUUACUCCUUUGUUCAUUGCUAAAUAUAUUGUAACAAUAUUAUGCGUACAAUUUAUUAAUGCCCACAUGUAAUUGUAUAUUCUAGCCAUAAUUUGAUAAAGACAUUCCUUCCUUCUUGCAUUCCACCAAGUGUUUCUAUAGCUCUUAAAUUAUUUGUACAGAAAUUAUAGAACAGAAUACAUGUACAUAAAAUGUAUAAAAAUAAUACAUGCAAUUAAUAAAGAAAUAAUAAAAAAUUUCUUGGCCUAUUGUUAUAUGAUC
This is a messenger RNA of Lytechinus pictus (painted urchin), 9144 nucleotides long. Its product is annotated as coiled-coil domain-containing protein 18-like. NCBI's taxonomy places the organism in Eukaryota, Metazoa, Echinodermata, Echinoidea, Temnopleuroida, Toxopneustidae. The transcript has 29 exons. The record is from RefSeq and is a predicted model, not a curated record. The coding region runs from base 206 to 5371 and encodes 1721 amino acids.